Messenger RNA from Rangifer tarandus platyrhynchus (Svalbard reindeer), 735 nucleotides. The record is from the annotation of a GenBank genome assembly. NCBI's taxonomy places the organism in Eukaryota, Metazoa, Chordata, Mammalia, Artiodactyla, Cervidae.
AUGAAGCUGAAUUUCAGUGGCCUUCGGGCCCUGGUGACAGGAGCAGGAAAAGGGAUCGGACGGGACACGGUAAAGGCCCUUCAUGCCUCAGGAGCCAGAGUGGUGGCUGUGAGCCGCACCAAUGCUGACCUGGUCAGCCUCUCCAAGGAGUGUCCCGGGGUGGAGACCGUGUGCGUGGACCUGGCUGACUGGGAGGCCACGGAGCAGGCACUGGGAGGUGUUGGCCCUGUGGACCUGCUGGUGAACAAUGCAGCUGUGGCGUUUUUGCAGCCCUUCCUGGAGGUCACCAAGGAGGCAUAUGACAUGUCUUUCAAUGUGAACGUUCGGGCGGUCAUCCAGGUGUCUCAGAUUGUGGCCCGAGGCCUGAUAGCUCGGGGAGCCCCAGGGGUCAUCGUGAAUGUUUCUAGCCAGGCCUCCCAACGGGGACUGACUAGCCACAGUGUCUACUGCUCCACCAAGGGUGCCUUGGACAUACUGACCAAAGUGAUGGCGGUGGAGCUCGGGCCACACAAGAUCCGUGUGAAUGCAGUCAACCCCACGGUGGUGAUGACACCCAUGGGCCAGGCCUCCUGGAGUGACCCUCAGAAGGCCAAGGCCAUGCUGGACCGCAUCCCCCUUGGCAGGUUUGCUGAGGUGGAGAACGUGGUGGACACCAUCCUCUUCCUGCUCAGUGACCGCAGCAGCAUGAUCACAGGCUCCACUGUGGCGGUGGAUGGGGGCUUCCUGGCUACCUAA